AAAUGGACUCAUGUUUGUCGUACAUGUUAAGGUGGUUCAGUCUGUGUAUUGACUGUAAACUCAAACUGUGUUAAUGUACACAUCAAAUCAACAUGGAGUCUGAGCCUGGCAGUCACAGCUCAGGGACAGGAGGGUCAUAGUUGAACUGGUGCUGAGAGAAGAGUGAAGUUUCCCAGCUGACCAUGAAGGCGGCAGCAGGAGGUGUUAGCUCACCUGUGUGUAUCAGAGAGCGAACAGACGGCUCACCUGCAGCUCGCUCACCUGGACUCACCUGUGCAGGUGAGCAGUGAUUGGCGGGCCAUGGACCAAUCACUGUCCAGUGGGCAGGGUCACGUGAGCGUGCUCAGCGGCUUCCCGCCCUCUGUGGGCAGAGACGUUGCCGUCGCUGUGGUGAAGCCCCUGGGUGCUGGCCUGGGAAACCCCGACACGCGCAGCCUGCUGCACACGGACAGACAGGUGAAGUGGACGAUGGAGGUGUUGUGUUACGGUUUGACUCUCCCAUUGGACGGAGACACCGUCAAACUCUGUGUAGAUGUAUACACUGAUUGGCUGAUGGCCCUGGUUUCCCCGAGAGACUCCAUCCCUCCACCAAUCAGCAGAGAGCCCAACCUGUACAUCCAGAAGAUCCUCCGACACCUGUACAGCCUGUUCCUCCCCAGGUCACACCAGGUGUGUCCGGUCUACCUGUCUCUCUGUCAGCAGGUGUUGUGUGCAGUUCAGUCGUUGGCCAGAGAGAGCGCUGUGAUGAGCAGAGACACUUGGGAGACUCUGCUGCACUUCCUGCUCCGCAUCAACCACGCCAUGCUGGCUCCGCCCACUACUGCAGGCGGUGCAUCGGAGCAGCUGUCUCACCUGUCGAUGGCGGUGCUGUUUGAGGUCUGGUUGCUGUCUUGCUCUCGGUGUUUUCCGUCUCGCUCUCUGUGGCAGACGGGCAGACAGAUGUUGAGCAGCUGGACACAUCAGCCUGCAGUGGUGGAGCAGUGGAGCCGAGUCCUCGCCGCCCUGACCUCCAGGUUGUUGCUGCUGACCUUCGGUCCGUCCUUCCCUCACUUUAAAGUCCCAGAUGAAGACGCUGCUCUGAUCCCUGCAGACAUGGACGACCAACGAGUCCCUCACACCUGGUUCAGGUUCCUGCACCUGCUCAGUAACCCAGUGGACCUCGGUCGCCCGGUGGCUGCCGGUUCAACUCCGUCCUCUCAGGAGGAGGCUUUAAGUGGAAACAGUCAGCUGCCAAACAUCUUCUUCAGAGCCAUGAGAGGAAUCAGCAUGCUGGUCGACGCCUUCCUGGGUGUGACUGUGGUCAACAAAGAGCCGACAGAGCAGCUGCUGCCACACACAGGACUAACAACAAGGAUCAAUUUCAGAGACCGGUUGCCUUCUCUCGGUGUUGCUGUGACCAGGAGCCCAUUCAGAGACCGCCUCCCUUCCUACGGUCUCUCUCGACCUCGUUCUGGCAGUGCCCCACCCACCCCAGUGAACAUACUGAGCGUGCACAGUGCCCCUCCCACCACCUCCCCCCUUCCGCACAACCAACAUCUAAAACCUGCAAAUGUUUCCAAGGCAACCAGCAAACCUCCUACGACAUCUUCCUCCCUCCAUCACUGGAAGUCUUCCUCCCAUCCUCCCCCCUCCUCUCCCCCUCUGUGCCCCUCCCACCGACCCUCCCCUCCCCUGAGGUGUAACGUGGACUCCCUCCUCCACCUGUUCGGCUGCUGGCUGUUUGAUGCUGCUCUAAUCAACAGAGACCCUGGUCUGCCCGCUGGUCAGUGUGAUGUCACUGUGAUGUCAGAGAGGUUGGCGGCCGGUCGAGCUGAGGCCUGCGGGACGCUCUGCAGGAUCUUUACCUGUAAGAAAACUGCAGAGGACAUCCUGUCUGUCUACCUGUCCAGGUUCUACCUGGUUCUCCUGCAGGGUCUCCAGGUGUCAGAGGAGGCGUGUUGUCCUGUUGUGGCCUCCAUCCUGCUGAAUUCCACCUGUCUGUUCUGCUGUGACCUGAGAGGAGUCAACCUGCUGCUCCCUUCCUUCAUCUCAGCCGUGGAGAAUGUGCUGCUCGACAGAGAGCUGUUGAGGUUUAAGAGUUUUGUGAGUCUGGUGGAUUUGAGGCGAGCCUCCAUCCUCGUCCUGCUGUCCCUGCUGCCCCUCCCUCUGCAGUUUGGAUCUGUUCAAUCAGAGGUGUUAUUGGACGGGCAGUUCAGUGGUGAUGAUGUCACAGCAGGUAGCUUCCUCUCUCUCAAGCCCCGCCUCAUCAGUGUUCUCAUCGGAGCUCUGCAGACAGAGACCGACACCUCCAACACACAGAUGAUACUCGCAUCUAUGUUGAACCUGGUUCAGGACUCGGCUCUGUUAGAGGCAGCAGGACAAACUCAGCAGGAAACUGAGUCCCCGCAUGGUGGAGUCAGUAGAUGCAGACGGACCAUGGGGACCAGUGGAACCAGUGGAGCGGGUAAAGCCAGUGCAAAUAGACGAACCAGAGGAACCGCCGUCCAGUCAGAUGCAGCAGGGAUCCUGUGGGUUCAGUUUGUGCGUCUGCUGACUCAGUGUCUGACGGCUCAGUGGAGGAAUGACUCAGCAGUUUGUCUGUCUGCACUGGAAGUGCUGGGAGGACUGGCCAAGGUAGAGGUGAGUGUGGAGGAGAGUGAGAGGAGGCGAGCGGUCACUUCAGUCUGUAGUUACAUCGUGUUUCAGUGCAGUCGUCCUCCUCCGCUUCACUCCAGAGAUCUGCACUCCAUCAUCGUUGCUGCAUUCGACUGUCUGAACGUCUGGUUAACUCAACACCCCACCAUGCUUGACCACCAGGAGUGUUUGUUGGAGGUCCUGGAGAUCGUGGAAUUGGGAAUUUCAGGCAGUAAGUCCAGACAGGAACAGGAAGUGAGGUGUAAAGAGGAGAAAGAACUGAACCCAGCCUCUCUGAGGGUGAAGGAGGCAGCUGAGGCCACGCUUAGCUGUGUUAUGCAGGUUUCAGGGGUCUUCCCAUUCCUCAGAGGCCUGCUGGAUGAGGAUGCUCUGAUUGGCUGCUCCACUUUGAGUGACAACAAUGUGAAGAAGUUCAGAUACUUUGUGGUGGACAGCUCAGUGAUCCUGGCGAUGCUGGAACAACCACAGGAACCUGAACAGGCGUUGUGUCCAUCGCUCACAGUGCUGAUCAGAGGACUGUCAGGAUGUCAUACCUGGACACUACAGCUCCACCUGCAGCCCAGAGAGGGAAGAACACACACACAGCAAACUCUGAUCCCAGAACACCGUGGUGUAGCCCAGGAGGAUGCUGGGAUACGAUGUGGUGUCAAACAUCAGCUGUUUCCUGAAAACAUUGACAGAGUUCCUUUAGUUAAAGCAGAUCUGAGUAUUCCAGCUCUGCAUGAGACCGGUACUGAGGAGGUGCACCAGCAGCUGGAGCGUCUGCGAGCAGCGCUGAAGAGGCAGCGACAGGUCGAGGCUCGGCUGCAGGUGAGUGGACGGUCGGCUGUCAUGACGACCUGCAGGCCGCCGCCCCCCGUCUCCAACUUCCAGACAGCGAGACUCUUCCUGUCCCACCUGGGCCUGCUGACACGUGAGACGCUGAAGGAUCCAGGUAGCAGUGGUGUCCUGGCUCAGCUGGUGUCUCUGGACUCGUCUCUUCCAGGUUUCUCUGAGGAUCUGAGACAACUGGACCAGCUGCCGUCCAGAAACUGUGACUCCGCCUUCAUCUUCUGCAUGAGAGCAGGACAGAGGACAGCAGUGGAGAUCCUGAGGAACGUGGAGUCCAGCUGCACCGUCCCAUCUCACUUCCUGGACUUCCUGUCGUCUCUCGGUCGGCCGGUGGAGGUGGGGCGACGACGGGUGGGUGGGGUCAGCACCAACAGUUCAGAAUUCCCUGUUGUGCUGGGUGACAGUGGAGGGGGCGUGUUUAAUGGAGAGAGGUUUGUCCUGAAGUAUGCCGACGCUCUGACAGAGAUCACCUUCAUCGUCCCGUCAUCAUCACACACGGUUGAUUGGUCGAAGAGUCCAGAGGUGGGGGAGCCUCCGACUGAGCCGUCAUCCAACCUGCAGAGUCAUUCUGAGCUCAGCCAAGACUCCGCCCCCCAACCCACAAGUUCUCCAGUUGAAGACAUGAAGUCUUUUCGUUUUUUGUUGUCGUUCGUCGGCUCUGAAUCUAAACUCCUGAUAGUCUGGGUCGAACACUUCGAGGAUAUCGAGAGUUUCCCUCUGUCUGAUCUGCUGUCAGAGACGAAGACAGAAACACAGACAAGUGUGUCAAACGUCCAGCUGAUCUUCAUCCAUCCUCUGAAAACUGGACUCUACCGGAUCUGUUUCCAUGGAAACACCAACAGCAAGUUCAGUUUGGUUGUCCCAUUGGUCAACGGGAGUGUGGUCAGCAAGAGGUCUCUGGGUUUCCUGGUUAGAGAGACGGUGAUCAAUUGUUGCCAUCGGCGACGGUUGGAGAGUGACUCUGCCCCUCCGCCCCACGUCAGAAGGAAGCACAUGAUCAGUGACAUCAUCCUUCGCUACCGCAGCCGCCGCUCUGAACCUGCCUUCUACUCCGCCCUGUUCCAGGACCCCUGACGUAUUUUGCAUUAUCAUUAGAUUCCACCAUCAAGGGAAGUUUUGCAGUUGAAUAUUAUUUAUUAUUAUUUACAUCAUAUUUGCUUCUGUUCUUAAUAUAUAUUGUUUAAUCCACGUCUACUCUGAAUAAUUACAAUUAUAUUUGUUUGUUACCUGUAAUGCAAAAUAAAGAAACACACGCAUGUCUCUUCAGUGCUGACUGUACUGUACACCUACAACCAGCUCCACUGUUACCAUGGCAACCUGAGGUUUUAUUUACCAUUAACAGCUUUAAAAAUGUGUAGUUUUAUAUCAGAAUCAACAUUUACUGUUGUCUAGUUUCCCUAAAUAGGAGUUACAAGGUUUUCUGAUGACAGGUGUUACUGAGUGAUGAUGUCACCUGCAGGUUUAAUAAACAAACGUUGUGGAAAUCUC
Molecule: messenger RNA, 4953 nt
Organism: Siniperca chuatsi (mandarin fish)
Lineage: Eukaryota; Metazoa; Chordata; Actinopteri; Centrarchiformes; Sinipercidae
Gene: ralgapb
Product: Ral GTPase activating protein non-catalytic subunit beta
Exons: 34
Coding region: 301-4539 (1412 amino acids)
Biological process (GO): activation of GTPase activity; regulation of small GTPase mediated signal transduction
Molecular function (GO): GTPase activator activity
Source: RefSeq, a predicted model, not a curated record